Molecule: messenger RNA, 6044 nt
Organism: Misgurnus anguillicaudatus (oriental weatherfish)
Lineage: Eukaryota; Metazoa; Chordata; Actinopteri; Cypriniformes; Cobitidae
Source: RefSeq, a predicted model, not a curated record
AGAGAGAGAGAGAGAGAGAGAGAGAGAGACGCGCGCGCUCUCUCCUAGUGCACUUUGCAGUAAGUUGCGGGCGGCUGUUGCUGGCGUGGCGUUUGCUGGUCGCGCGGGGAACUUUAACACGCUGGAUCCCAAAGUCCGUCUCUCUCACCUGCGCAGUUCGGUACUGCCAUGGAUCUCGCGACCGGAUUUACAAUCCUAAUCACACUUCCGAUCAUUCUGCAGACGAAUGGCCUUUAUAUCGCCAGUAGCAUAGAUUCCCUGCAGCAUAUACUGGGGGACUAUGGACUGGUAAAGCCCGUUCUGACGGAUGCAGAAGGCCGCUUCCUGUCGCACGCGGUAUCGGUCGGUCCAGCAGAUGGGCAGUUCCGUAGGCGCUGGAGAAGAGAGGCGGCGACUGCCGACCACGCCCACCACGAAUCCGGCACGUUCGACCGGCUCUACUACAACGUCACCGUCUUCGGCCGGGAAUUUCACCUGCGUCUGCGCCGCAACGCGCGACUGGUGGCUCCCGGAGCAAAGAUGGAGUGGCGUGAAUCCGACAGUACGCGCACCGAGCCUUUGAAGAGCGACUGCUUGUAUGUGGGUGACAUUACGGACGUUCAGGGAGCUUCAGUAGCUAUUAGUAACUGCGACGGUCUGGCCGGCAUGAUCAGAACGGAGCAGGAGGAGUUUUUUAUUGAGCCGCUGGAAACGGGACAUGAGGUGAUGGAGGAGGAUGGUGGACGUUCUCACAUCGUGUACCGGUCUGCUGCUGUGAAAAAGCCUCCUGUUAGUUCGCUAGCUGCAGACUUUCACUCCAGAGGUGCUGACUUGGGCGGCCUGAUGGAUCUGGAAACCCUCUAUCAAGGUGUCGAACGCAGCAUAAACCAGAGCCGACGAGCCCGCAGACAGUCCCCGGAGCGAGCCUACAACAUCGAGGUUUUGCUGGGGGUGGAUGACUCUGUGGUGCAGUUUCACGGGCAGCAACAUGUGGAGAAGUACCUCCUUACUCUUAUGAACAUUGUGAAUGAAAUCUAUCAUGACCAUUCUCUCGGGGCACGAAUAAAUGUGGUGCUAGUGCGGAUUGUUUUGGUGGAUGCCAAAAAAUCUUCAAGUCUCAUUGAACUGGGCAACCCUUCUCAGAGUUUGGAGAAUGUGUGUCGCUGGGCUUUCGAACAGCAGAGGAAAGACACCAAUGACAAAGAAUACCACGAUCACGCCAUCUUUCUCACUCGCCAAGAGUUUGGGCCUACAGGAAUGCAGGGUUACGCUCCUGUCACAGGCAUGUGUCAUCCCGUACGCAGCUGCACCCUCAAUCACGAAGAUGGUUUCUCAUCAGCUUUUGUGGUGGCGCAUGAAACCGGCCACGUGUUGGGUAUGGAGCAUGAUGGACAGGGAAAUCGUUGUGGAGAUGAGGUGCAAAUGGGGAGCAUCAUGGCCCCGUUGGUGCAGGCUGCUUUCCACCGAUUUCACUGGUCCCGCUGUAGUCAACAGGAACUAGGACGCUACCUACAUUCAUAUGAUUGUCUUCGUGACGACCCGUUUGAGCACACAUGGGAGGAGCUUCCCCAGCUGCCCGGACUACAUUAUUCCAUGAACGAACAGUGUCGCUUUGAUUUCGGGGCCGGAUACAUGAUGUGCACAGCGCUGCAAAAGGUGGGGCCGUCCGGAGCCCAGUAUCGCACCUUUGACCCCUGUCAGCAGCUUUGGUGUGCUCACUCAGACAACCCCUUCUUCUGCAAGACCAAAAAAGGGCCGCCCAUUGAUGGCACGACAUGUGGAGAUGGGAAGCACUGUUUUAAAGGGCACUGCGUGUGGCUGACUCCAGACAUCAUUAAACAGGACGGAAGCUGGGGUGUGUGGAGUGAGUUUGGCGCCUGCUCUCGCCCCUGUGGAAGGGGAGUGCAGUUUCGCACACGAGACUGUGAUAAUCCACGUCCAGCAAACGGUGGGCGCUCUUGCUCCGGGCCGAGUUAUCAGUUCCAGAUGUGUAACACUCACGAGUGUGAAGAGCCGUACCACGACUUCAGAGCCGAGCAAUGUAGCAUGCUGGACAACAAGUUUGAAUACCAGAACACCUGGCACCACUGGCUGCCUUAUGAACACCCGGACCCUAAGCAACGCUGCAAAUUGUACUGUCAAUCCAAGGACACGCGAGCUGUUGUCAACAUGCAAACUCCAGUGGAACAUGGAACGCAGUGCUCCUACAAAGAUCCCUACAGCGUGUGUGUGCACGGAGACUGUGAGAAAGUGGGCUGUGAUAAUGUGGUCGGAUCAACCCUACAGGAAGAUAAGUGUGGGGUUUGUGGAGGAGACGGCACCAAGUGCAAAACACACAAGUUUAACUUCACCUUUGUGGAGAAAAAAGGUGUCAUUAAAGUGCUGGAGGUUCCCAGAGGGGCGAGACAUCUCCUCAUUCAGGAGCUCAAUGGCACUGCUCAUAUUUUAGCUGUCAGGAAUAAAGUGCCGGGUGACUUCUUUCUCAACUCGCACGGUGACUUCCAGGAGACGCGCUCGGUUAUAGAGAAAGGUCUCGAAUGGGAGUACGAAAACAAAAACGGCAAGGAUGCCAUUCAGACAAACGGACCUUUGAAAAAUGAUGUGGUUGUCAUGAUAAGAAUGCAUGGGUCGGCCAAGGUCAAGGUGUCGAUCAAAUACAUCACUGACAGCGAGAGAUUGAGCGACAGCGCCAAUGAAAACAACAUGGUCCCAGAUAAUGCUGUGCCAUAUUCCUGGGUGGUGAAGAGAUGGACUCCCUGUUCAAAAACAUGUGGAGGAGGCAGCCAGGUGACGCGGUACGGCUGUCGUAAGAACGCUGACAUGAGGAUGGUCCAUCGGCGCUACUGUGAGAAAAUCCGACAGCCUCCUCCUCUGUAUCGAGAGUGUUACCUGAGAGAGUGUGCUCAGCCCAUCUGGGUGGCUGGCGAGUGGGGUGAAUGCAGUAAAUCUUGUGGGAAGACGGGCACUCAGACACGCUCAGUUCGCUGCGUGCAACCUUUGGGCGAUGGCAAGUUUAAAUCCAUCCGCAGUCGUUACUGCAGCGAUGAGCGCCCGGAGUCCCGCAGAGACUGCAAUCGUAACCUGUGUCCGGCUGAAUGGAGACUGGGACCCUGGUCGCAGUGCUCGGUCACGUGCGGUAACGGGACUCAGGAGAGGCAGGUGCUUUGCCACACCCGUGACAACACCAUUGGACUCUGUCUGGACUCUAAACCAGCGGCAUUUAGACCCUGCAGAAUGGAUCCCUGCCCAAGACAGCGUUGCCAUGGCGACCGUUCUGCGUUCUGUCGCAAGGAGGCGCUGCAGCAGCACUGCUCUCUGCCCAGCUUUCAACGCUUGUGCUGCGAGUCCUGCAGAUCCGGCAAUUCCACAAAGACCCCUGCCACCACAAGUAAGCCGCGGUCCGCGUCGGCAAAACCCGGCAAGAAAAAAUUAGCUUCCACCACAACCCACGCUCCCGCACGCACAAUUCUUCAUAAUCACCACCGGACCUCUACAGAUGCCUAUUCGGCUUCUACGGCGGGUAGCGGUGCUACUUUAGCAGGCGUGCCUUGGUUUUUAACAUCAGUGACAAUGUCAACGCUUGGAUACACCGCCGCUCCUAAUCGCCAGUCUACAACAACUCACAUCCAAAUACACGAUACCAAAGAUUUCUUGUCAGAACAGAAUACAACCUUUCUCAUUCCCACUGCAAGUCCCAACGUCACCCCUGCUUCUGGAAAUGACAUGACAGAAAGCACCAAAUUACCUGAUGCCAACACAGCUGAAGAGUUUAAUGCAAGGCAACGUGUGGAUGAUGGUACAGUGUUGUGGUCAGCCUCAACCAGCGUUGCUAAUGGUGAGGGAUUAAGCAGCGUUCCUGUGACACUUACAGCAAAUGCGCUAACUACCACUGCAGAACCCACACUGAUGCGAGCAACUUUUACUGAUUCUGGUACACCGCUGGCAAGCACCACAACAUCCGGCACAAUAACAUCUUUAACCACAACAUCUGUGACGACAGUGGCAGCGAAGACGAUCGGACGCCCGAACAAGGUGGACGAAAUGAGCGAGAGCAAUGCUAUUGACAUACCGGAUCAAACGAUCCUUUUGGACCACGAGUUUCCUCAGAAUAACAUCAUUCCCAGGAGAGGUCGCGUGUUUCUGCGUGAGCGAACUCGAAAUAAACGCAUCCAAGAGCUUCUUGAGGAGAAGCGAAACUUUUUGAGACGGAUGAAAAGGGCGCAGGGCGUUUGAACCCUGACCGGUUUCUCUUAUAGAGAUGCAACUUCUGAAAUGUGCUGUAAGCUAUUUGAUCCAUUUUGCUAACUUUUGCUAAACGUAGCUACUGAAUUAGACCACCCUAUCCCUCCAAGUACGCCGUCUCAUCAAGAGUCCGCUCUCCAAUCCAUGUCAGCAUACUCAAAUGUGUUAAAAGAGCGCUGGAGCCGCUACUUGAGUCUAGGGCUGUCACAGGGACAGGUGUGAUUUCUCAGGACACCUAUAUCAGUGAUAUCUGUCAGGUAGGACGUGCUUGAACAAAACCACUAGCAAAUGUUUGCACAGAUGCUUUCAACCUCAAUGACGUCCCUUCAAGAGGUUUUACUGAAGCAAUAUCCAAGAAAGAGAGCGGCUUAUCAUUUGCACAAAUCUAUCCUUCACAAUGUCUUUCCUCCUCAAAUCAAACAGUAUGCUUCAUGACAGAUUGAGACAAUAGGCACAUAUGGAUUUUUCCUCAAAUUCCUUUCAAGCAGGGUAUUUAAAUUUUGCAUUGAUUUAGUGUUAUAUUCAGUGUCGCCAUCCACAUGUAGAUAAUAAAAUCUCUUUGAUAAUCCUAAAAGUCUAAAAGUCAAACAUUGAAUUUGCACAGCACCCCCCCCCCCCCCCCAGUGUCAAAUGAACACUCUUAAGCCCUAUUUACACAGGAUUGUUAUCUGGUGGCCUCUUGUCAUUUGUAAUAGUUGUGGAGGUUGUCUGUGAUCCCGUACUAAUCGACCAUCGUCUGUCAUUGGUGAAGUAAAAAUUGACCUGAGGAAACCACUUAGGUCCUUUGAAAAUAUUCAUGCCGUGUGAAUCGCCAUCUCAGUUAUUUGGCCAGGUCUUGGCAGGGUCGAAAUGUAUAUAAUUUUCAAUAAUGCAUUUAAUGCAUAAUUUUUCUCAAUGCGACACAUCAGUUUAACAUGGAAAAGCUACCUUUUACUGCGUGUCGUGGCAUUGCGUAUCUAGGACAUGUCUUAACAUCAUAUUUGGGAGAUAAGUCAGUAAAUUUGAGUUAAAUCACAGGCGUGCGGGGGUAAUUUCUAAAUCACACAAGGUCUCCAGAUAAUAAUACUAAUCCCAUGUGAAGAGGGCUUUAGUGAAGACACAGAUUGUGUGGGUUAUACUGUAUAUACAUUGGUGUUAAAAAGUGAUUCAGUGUUGAAGUUAAUGAGAUAAUAAGAAUGAACAUUAAUGAUGCUGUUAACAAACACGAUUACUGAAGAAAACAUUCACAAGAAGUCGUCACCGUAACAGUGAUGACAGCCAAAGAAGCCAAAAUGAUAUUGUUUGCUUGAAGAUGUUGAUAUUAGUAUCAUGAUGUAAUUGUUCAUUUUAACUCUCCUGGUGUGGAUUAUUAACACUGUUCAUUUAACACUGGAGGUUUGGCUGCGUGCAGUUUAAAUGCAUUUUCAGUGAUAUUGCAAAAUGAAUGCAAUCGAAUAAUUUCAGCAGUUACACAGAGAAGUGCAACAAACAGGACCUUGGAAAGAUUGAUCCUUACAAGACUCUUACUUACAUCCACAUCUCGUCGCUUCUGAAUUGUAUCUAUGGUAAGAAAACAGGACAACGUUAUUUUUUGCAAAUGAAUCAUUUGGCAUAAAUCAGGGAUACACCAUACUUACACAGGUACAGAUCUUCUGCUUUUGAAUUAAAUUUCCUUUCGUCUGUAUGCAAGCUUUUGUUGAAUGUUUAACAGAUCAGUAUGAGUUAAAGUUGUAUUGUUGAUAUGAGAAUCAUAUUCCCAGUGCUCAAAGUUCUCACUGUUUGCUUUUGUGAAAAGCAAGAAAAAAAUGUCAAAAACAGAAAUAAAUUUUAAUAUAGCAAGACGA